GGCUUCAUCUCCAAAACAUUAUUCUUGGAACAGCUCGAUACCAACCGCGAGUCGCUCAACGUAUUCCUUCUUGUCAGCAUGUUGGCCAUAUCAGCGCGGUUUACACCAGCACUCUGCCGCCGCUUCAGAGAUGGCAAGACAGCUUCAGAGUUUUUCACAGACAUAGCACAGGUCUUGGUUGCAGAAGAGAUGUGGAAGACCACUCUCGAAAAUACCCAGGCAUUCUUUCUGCUAGGGCUUGCCGACUGGGGGCAAGGGGCUCGAGACCGGAGUGCAAUAUGCAUGGGCAUUGCCGUCCGGAUGGCGGGUGUCUUGCGGUUGCAUAGGGAAGAGACGUUUGCGUUGCCCCCUGACGCUCCUGCUGAUCAAGUCGUCAAGUCAGAGAGUGGCCGAAGGACCUUCUGGAUAAUUCAGAACCACGACAACCUGUACACACAGGAGCACCUGCCGACGUCAUUCAGCAAGGAGGAUAUAACAACUCUGUUGCCCUGUGACGAAAGCGACUUCGCCUUUGGCCGCAUACCGCCAACUCGAGGGGCCCUCCCUGGCACGCCACCGAGUUUAUCAGACCCUUCCUUGGUUUGGUCGCCACAAAGAUCACUGUUUGCCACGCUGAUCCAGGUGCACGACCUUUGGGGGAUGAUUGCACGCGACGUGCAUCCUGCGCGGACCAAGGACGCGGAGCCAAUAUGGAUCCCCGAGUCCAGUUAUAGCCGCAAGGCAAAGGCGCUGGAAGAGUGGGAGAGCAGGAUGCCACCACAACACCGCUGGUCCGUGUGGAACCUGCGAGGCUUCAAGGCUGAGAACCUCGACUUGGCCUACCUUUCCAUCGUCACCAUCACGCGCUUGAACAACAUUAUCCUCCGCCGCGCAUACCUGGAUGAUCUCCUGAAUCAUACUUCGCAGGAGCAACAGCCGCCGUUGGCGAUUUGCUCGCCUGGUUCCGGUGCCCCUCCUCAUGGGUUCUGGGAAGCGUUCUCGCGCGAUCUUUUCGUCAAUUCAUGGAGGCUAUUUGAGGCAAUCGACUUCUGGUACGAACUAAGGGCAGCGGAUGAUGGAUACCCUGCCAUGCUUGCACUCUGCAUUUACGCCUGCGGCUCAACCGCACACUGCCUCAUCAAGUGGCCGCAGCUCUUCCCAGACUAUGCCUCCUCUGCGAAGAAUGUGGCAAAGAAGUCCAUGGAAAUGCUGCUCACUUUUGAAAAGAAGUGGUCCACGGUUUCCCGAUGGGUCGAUAACCUGCGA
Messenger RNA from Microdochium trichocladiopsis, 1245 nucleotides. RefSeq lists its product as uncharacterized. NCBI's taxonomy places the organism in Eukaryota, Fungi, Ascomycota, Sordariomycetes, Xylariales, Microdochiaceae. Gene Ontology annotation, biological process: DNA-templated transcription. The transcript has 2 exons. Gene Ontology annotation, cellular component: nucleus. The record is from RefSeq and is a predicted model, not a curated record. The annotation marks the transcript as partial. Gene Ontology annotation, molecular function: DNA binding; zinc ion binding.